Messenger RNA from Linnemannia hyalina, 1140 nucleotides. The record is from the annotation of a GenBank genome assembly. Lineage: Eukaryota; Fungi; Mortierellomycota; Mortierellomycetes; Mortierellales; Mortierellaceae.
AUGUGUGUCUUGAAGGCUGUCGAGAACGUCAACAAGCACCUCGGACCCGAGUUGAUCAACGCCAACAUCGACGUUGUCGACCAGGUCGCUGUUGACGAGUUCCUCAUCCAGCUCGACGGAACUCUCAACAAGUCCAAGUACGGUGCCAACGCCAUCCUCGGUGUCUCAAUGGCUGUCUUGAAGGCCGGUGCUGCCGCCAAGGGUGUCCCCCUCUACCGCCACAUUGCCGACCUUGCCGGCCACGGCGGCAAGAAGAUUGUCAUGCCCGUCCCUGCCUUCAACGUCAUUAACGGAGGCUCCCACGCCGGUAACAAGCUCGCCAUGCAGGAGUUCAUGAUCUUGCCCACUGGUGCCAAGGACUUUGCCGAGGCCAUGAAGAUCGGAUCCGAGGUCUACCACACGUUGAAGUCCGUUAUCAAGAAGAAGUACGGUCAGGAUGCCACCAACGUUGGAGACGAGGGUGGAUUCGCCCCCAACAUUCAGGACAACGCCGAAGGUCUCGAUCUCCUCGUCGAUGCCAUCGAGAAGGCCGGUUACACCGGCAGGGUCAAGAUCGGUAUGGAUGUUGCUGCCUCGGAGUUUUUGACCAAGGACAACAAGUACGAUCUCGACUUCAAGUCGGCCAAUUCUGAUGCCUCCAAGCACUUGGCCGGUGAGGAGCUCGCUCAGCUCUACCAGGAGUUCACUGCCAAGUACCCCAUCGUCUCGAUCGAGGAUCCUUUUGACCAGGAUGACUGGUCUGCCUGGUCCCACUUGACCGGUGCCACCGACAUCCAGAUCGUCGGUGAUGACUUGACCGUCACCAACCCCGUCCGCAUUGCCACCGCCAUCGAGAAGAAGGCCUGCAACGCCCUUUUGCUCAAGGUCAACCAGAUCGGUACCAUCACCGAGUCUAUCAGGGCUGCCGUCCUCUCCCAGCAGUCCGGUUGGGGCGUCAUGGUCUCCCACCGUUCCGGCGAGACUGAGGAUUUCACCAUUGCCGACAUUGUUGUCGGACUCCGCACCGGUCAGAUCAAGACCGGAGCCCCUUGCCGCUCUGAGCGUUUGGCCAAGUACAACCAGCUCCUCCGUAUCGAGGAGGAGCUCGCCGGCGACUCUGUCUAUGCCGGUGAGAACUUCCGUUCCGCUCACCUCUUGUAA